Messenger RNA from Limulus polyphemus (Atlantic horseshoe crab), 1195 nucleotides. RefSeq names its product CDK2-associated and cullin domain-containing protein 1-like. The coding region runs from base 161 to 913 and encodes 250 amino acids. The record is from RefSeq and is a predicted model, not a curated record. The transcript has 9 exons. NCBI's taxonomy places the organism in Eukaryota, Metazoa, Arthropoda, Merostomata, Xiphosura, Limulidae.
AGCUCGAGAUUUCAAAACAUUUUGAAUAUUUCUAAGGUCGAAGGAAAUACUGAUUACGGUUUUGUACACCAAAGAUUCUUACUUGUAAUUAGAACAAAUGUACAGCGAGUACGAAGAAAUAUUAACAUAAACUGUUAAUCUGCUCUUGGAAUUUUAAAAAAUGACUUCAGCAGAAUAUGAGCAAGAAUACUGGCCAACGAUUCAGAAUGCAAUCAAUAUAUUACUCACACAAUGCACUGGACAAGGAGGACAUGCAUCAUUUGAAUAUGUUUAUAGUUGUGUCUACAAGUGUGUUUAUAAGAAUUAUUCAGAAAGGUUGUACCACGAUCUUUUGUUUGAAGUGACAAUACACUGGGAAAAAGUGAACCAUGAACUUGAGGUGAAAGCAGGCCAGGUAUUAGUGAAAAUGUUUGAUUCAGUAUUAAAACAGUUUGAAAAUAGCCUUAGAGGACUUAUUCCGUUAUUUACGUACAUGAACAGAUAUUUGGAAAGUAGACUAGACACUGAUUUGAGGAGUGAGCUGUGUCGUGCAUUUACUUCUGUAGUUGUUGAUAACCAUGUAAAUAGAGUGAUUGGAGCAUUAGAGGAAGCUCAGUUGUCUGCAUUUACAGUACCUCCUCCAACUAUGUCCAGUGUAAUCAAUAGGCUCUAUUCCUUGAAGAAAGGAUAUGCCACUUUAGCUCCACACAUCUUUGCUAAGUACAUUCCAAAUGUACUUCCUCCAAUGUCUGUAUCAGAAUUACCCCAUGCUGUGGAGGAAACACAGAAACUUCAACAGAAUUUGAUUGAAAGAGGAUUUACAAGGGGAGAUCAAAGCAAAAAACGUUCAGGAGACAGUGAGGUUCUAGUUUUAGGAGGAACGUCCUUAUACCCAGUGGCAGUAAACCAAAGAUUUAUCAAUAAAUCAACAUAAGCAUGGAGACUUACUUCCAUAGAAGCCCACUGUCUGAAGGAAUGGUAAUCCAGUGACUGUUUAUUGAAUUUCUGGUCAAAGGAUGAGCAGCAGGAACACAAAAACCUGUGUAUUGAUUGAUGAGUUAUCCAUUCUGCAUCCAGUGAUUGUUUCAUCCAUCCAUGUCAAACUUCACCAGUUACUGGAUGAUGUAAAUAAAAUGUAUUUUGCAAUUUCUCAGAGAGAGAGAGAAUCUUAUUGUUUGUUUUUUAAGUUAAAUAAAUUUGUGUUAUUUCACUGAAA